AGCUCGUGCCCGGCACGCUGUGGCGCGAAACCCUCAUCAGUUGUGUGGCGGACUGCGGCGGAGAAGACGGCAUCGAACCCUGAACAAUAUAUUAGUGCUUUUUACAAGAGGAAUCAAUAAUCGAACAUAAUGGCGACCGACGUGGUAGAUGACCUGGAGAUGAGGGAGGCUCAGAGGGAUUACCUGGACUUCCUGGAUGAUGAUCAAGACCAGGGCGUUUACCAGAGCAAAGUCCGGGACAUGAUCGGUGAGAAUAAAGCUCGACUCAUCGUCAACAUCAACGACCUGAGGAGACGCAACGAGGUCCGAGCUGCCAAACUGAUGAAAAACGCCUUUGAGGAGCUGCUCGCUUUCCAGCGGGCACUGAAGGACGUGGUGGCCUCGGUGGACGCCACCUACGCCAAGCAGUAUGAGGAGUUCUUCAUCGCCCUGGAGGGCAGCUUCGGCUCCAUGCACGUCACCCCCCGCACCCUCACGUCCCGUCUGCUGGGCAGCAUGGUCUGUGUGGAGGGCAUCAUCACCAAGUGUUCUCUGGUGCGUCCCAAAGUGGUGCGCAGCGUCCACUACUGCCCAGCCACUAAGAAGACGAUGGAGAGGAAGUACACAGACAUGACCUCCCUGGACGCUUUCCCUUCCAGUGCCAUAUACCCCACCAAGGACGAGGAGAACAACCCACUGGAGACGGAGUUUGGUUUGUCCAUCUACAAGGACCACCAGACCAUCACGGUGCAGGAGAUGCCAGAGAAGGCGCCCGCUGGCCAGCUCCCCCGAUCCGUGGACAUCAUCCUGGACAACGACCUGGUGGACGUGGUCAAACCAGGAGACAGAGUGCAGGUGAUCGGGACGUACCGCUGUCUGCCUGGAAAGAAGGGAGGAUUCACCUCCGGCACGUUCCGGACCAUCAUGAUCGCCUGCCACGUCAAACAGAUGAGCAAGGAGGUGUCCCCGUCCUUCUCUGCUGAUGAUGUGGCCAAAAUCAGGAACUUCAGCCAGAGUCGCUCCAUAGAUGUGUUCGACCAGCUGUCUCGCUCCCUGGCUCCCAGUAUUCACGGACACCAGUACAUCAAGAAGGCCAUCCUGUGCAUGCUGCUCGGUGGCGUGGAGAAGGUGCUGGAAAACGGCUCCCGCAUCAGAGGAGACAUCAACGUCCUCCUCAUUGGUGAUCCAUCAGUGGCCAAGUCCCAGCUGCUGCGUUACGUUCUCCACACAGCACCCAGAGCCAUCCCCACCACUGGACGAGGCUCCUCUGGUGUGGGUCUGACCGCUGCCGUCACCACCGACCAGGAGACCGGUGAACGCCGUCUGGAGGCAGGCGCCAUGGUUCUGGCCGACCGGGGCGUGGUGUGCAUUGACGAGUUCGACAAGAUGUCCGACAUGGACCGUACGGCCAUCCACGAGGUGAUGGAGCAGGGCCGCGUCACCAUCGCCAAGGCUGGGAUCCACGCCCGCCUCAAUGCUCGCUGCUCCGUACUGGCAGCUGCCAACCCCGUCUAUGGCAGGUACGACCAGUAUAAAACCCCCAUGGAGAACAUCGGCCUGCAGGACUCGCUGCUGUCACGUUUCGACCUCCUCUUCAUCGUGCUGGAUCAGAUGGACCCCGAGCAGGACCGCGAGAUCUCCGACCACGUGCUGAGGAUGCACCGCUACCGUGACCCCCGCGAGCAGGAUGGAGCAGCCAUGGCACUGGGCGGGAGCGUAGACGUCCUGGCUACAGAGGACCCAGACGCUAUAGUAGAGGAGCACGAGGAGCUGCAGAUCUAUGAGAAGCAUAACAACCUGCUGCAUGGGAGCAAGAGGAAGAAGGAUAAGAUCGUGAGUAAGGAAUUCAUGAGGAAGUACAUCCACAUCGCCAAGGGUGUGACGCCUGUGCUGACGGAGGAGGCUGCCAAUCACAUCGCAGAGGAGUACUCAAGACUGAGGAGCCAGGAGCAGCUGGCUGCUGAUAUCGCCAGGACUUCCCCGGUGACGGCCCGAACACUGGAGACGCUGAUCCGUCUGUCCACAGCUCACGCCAAGGCCCGCAUGAGCAAAGCGGUGGAGAUGGAGGACUCGGAAGUGGCCGUGGAGCUCGUCCAGUUUGCCUACUUUAAAAAGGUUCUGGAGAAGGAGAAGAAGCGUUCGAGAAAGGAGCGAGACUCCGGCUCGGAAGAGGAGGAGGAGGAGGAGGAGACGUCCACUCAGCGUUCCCAGAGAACUCAGAGGAAGAGGGGGCGCCAUAGUUCUCAGGGAACUGAGGCCUACAGCCCAUAUGACUUCAGUGAAGAGCAGAACGUCCCUGAGAUUCAGGCUGGAACCCCGAAACCAGCCAAGCCACAGCGAGAGGAGGCUGAGCCCAUGGACGCCACAUCACAGGCUAAAGACGCUGAGCUGUCUGCAGAAAGAAUGAAAGAAUUCAAGUCGUCCCUGUUCGCCGUGUUCCAGUCCGCUCACGCUCAGUCUGUGAAGAUGAAGAACCUGAUGGAAGACAUCAACAAGGAGCGGGAGAAACGUUUCACCGAGCCCGAGGUUCGUGCCGCUUUGACUCGCAUGCAGGACGACAACCAGGUCAUGAUGGCUGAUGACAUCAUCUUCCUUAUCUGAACGAGGAGGAGGAGGAGGAUGACUGUUUCCGAAAAGAUGACAUGGACUUUGAAAGAAACAGAGGUUCAUAUUAAAAUGUACAUUUUGUUUGUUUGACUUUGUUUUGGACACCUUGUUGCUUUAUGUGUUUUCUGCUCAUUUUCCUUAAGUGCAGUCUAAUGUUCAAUUCAAGACCAGUCAGACACCUGACCAUCGGGCAGAAAUAUUAUUAUGUGGCAUUUGGAUCACAAAGGAUGCAGCUUAAUCUACCAAGUCAAGUUUUAUUCAUGUAUGCACUUGUUUCUUUCUGGGUAAUGUUACUUUAUAAUGUCGUUAUUAUCACAAAUUACUGUAAAUGUAAUGAACAAACAUUUCAGUUCAUGUGAAGAAGGCAGGGGGUAUUUCACUGUGCCAUAAUAAUCACAUUAUUAAGUAGUUUUACCAACACUCCAGUUGGCUGGGUUUGUAUAUAGUUGAUGAAAAGUUUUCAAAUUGUUAAUUAACUGUAUUUGUUAAUUAAAAAAAAUAAAUGUCGUGCUUUGGAAAUGGG
Molecule: messenger RNA, 3109 nt
Organism: Paralichthys olivaceus (Japanese flounder)
Lineage: Eukaryota; Metazoa; Chordata; Actinopteri; Pleuronectiformes; Paralichthyidae
Gene: mcm3
Product: minichromosome maintenance complex component 3
Biological process (GO): DNA replication; mitotic DNA replication initiation; DNA strand elongation involved in DNA replication
Cellular component (GO): MCM complex; nucleus
Molecular function (GO): single-stranded DNA binding; single-stranded DNA helicase activity; ATP hydrolysis activity
Source: RefSeq, a predicted model, not a curated record